Racocetra persica is the source of this 545-nucleotide messenger RNA. NCBI's taxonomy places the organism in Eukaryota, Fungi, Glomeromycota, Glomeromycetes, Diversisporales, Gigasporaceae. The record is from the annotation of a GenBank genome assembly.
CAGUUUUCACUUUAGUAAAUCAAGCAAGAUUGUCUAGUAUUUAUAAAAAAUUACAAACUAAUAAUACACUGCAAAAAUGGCAUUAUGAUUCUAUAAAAAGUAUCAAAGAUUCUAUCGCAUAUUGCAAAAAAAAUCACAACAAAUGUGAUAAAUACAAUCAAAAACUAGUUGAUAGAAAUGAUCCAAAAAGCAAGAUUAAAGGUGCUGUUCUUGAAAAAGUAGAUCCAGAAAAUCCAGAAAAUAAAAAUUUACUUGCAAUAUGUCGAUGCAGUUAUGAAGAUUUAAAUGAUCUUGCAAAUUGUAUUUGUGAUGAGAGUCGAGUUAAAAAAGGUUAUUUGUUUUUAUUACUUUUUCCAAAUGCAUAUAAACGUAAAAGUGCUAACGGUAGAUUUUGGCAAGAUUUUAAUAGUUUAUAUGAAGAAGUUUUAACUAAUGAAUUCAAAGAUCAAAUUAAAUAUUUAGAAUUCUUAAAUCUUCUUGAUCCAAAAGAUUAUAAUGUUCAAAUAAAAGGUCAUGAAAAUGAAAAUUUUUGCCGUGUAUUAUUA